This is a messenger RNA of Brassica napus (rape), 726 nucleotides long. RefSeq names its product late embryogenesis abundant protein 47-like. The record is from RefSeq and is a predicted model, not a curated record. The transcript has 3 exons. The coding region runs from base 40 to 615 and encodes 191 amino acids. NCBI's taxonomy places the organism in Eukaryota, Viridiplantae, Streptophyta, Magnoliopsida, Brassicales, Brassicaceae.
ACAAAAGAAAAGACCCCAAAAAAACAAAAAAAAAAAGAAAUGAGCGAAGAUCAGGUAGAGAAACCUACAACUAAUGACGUAAAAGAAGAGGCCAAGAAGAUUCCGGCGACGCAGGGAGGCGUUGACGCGGCUGAUGACAAAGAUAAAGGUGUUGUCACCGAGGCCUCUGGUGGACAGGCGGAGGGAGAAGUAAACCAGAAAAAUGUGGUGGCAAAUCCUCCGGCGUCGGAAGGAACUAUUACGAUCGGAGAGGCUCUAGAGGCAGCGGUUCUCACGGCAGGGAAUAAGCCGGUGGAGUGGAGUGACGCAGCUGCCAUACAAGCGGCUGAGGUUAGAGCCACGGGACGGACCAACAUCAUGCCGGGCGGUGUUGCCGCUUCUGCUCAGUCAGCUGCCACUCUUAACGCUCGAGCUAACUCCGAUGAUGAAAAGACUACGCUUGCCGAUGUUCUCACUGGAGCGAGAGGUAAAUUACCGUCAGACAAACCAGCAACGAGGAAAGAUGCGGAGGGAGUGACAGGAGCAGAGAUGAGGAACGAUCCACAUCUCACUACUUACCCAACCGGAGUGGCUGCCUCUGUCGCUGCGGCUGCUCGGAUUAAUCAAUCCAAGUGAUACCAUUAUUCUUUCUCGGGACCUAUGUCAUAGUACUGAGAAGCCAACUAUAUAAACUAACUUAUAUAUGUGUAUAUAUAUUGAUGUACAUAAGAUUUUCAAGCUUUUUUU